Molecule: messenger RNA, 4694 nt
Organism: Meleagris gallopavo (turkey)
Lineage: Eukaryota; Metazoa; Chordata; Aves; Galliformes; Phasianidae
Gene: RYR3
Product: ryanodine receptor 3
Biological process (GO): intracellular calcium ion homeostasis; striated muscle contraction; release of sequestered calcium ion into cytosol by sarcoplasmic reticulum
Cellular component (GO): sarcolemma; smooth endoplasmic reticulum; calcium channel complex
Molecular function (GO): ryanodine-sensitive calcium-release channel activity; protein binding; calcium ion binding
Source: RefSeq, marked provisional
UAUAACUGAACUUUUUUUUUUAAUAUAUUUCCUGGGUUUCAAUAACAUCAAUUUGGAUGCUGCACAAAGUGCUCUCAACCACUCCAUUUUCCCAAGAAAGUCUAAAGGCAUGCAAUUACAGUCUGGAGGUCAAGAUCAAGAGAGAAAGAAAUCAAAACGCAGGGGGGAUUUGUACUCCAUACAAACAUCCUUGAUUGUAGCUGCACUUAAAAAGAUGCUUCCUAUUGGCUUGAAUAUGUGUACUCCAGGAGAUCAAGAGCUCAUCUCCUUGGCUAAGACUAGAUAUAGCCAUAAGGACACUGAUGAAGAAGUCAAAGAGCAUAUCCGUAACAACUUACAUUUGCAGGAAAAGUCUGAUGAUCCAGCUGUGAAAUGGCAGUUAAAUCUAUAUAAAGACAUUCUGAAGAGUGAUGAGCCUCCUGACCCUGAGAAAAAUGUGGAACGUGUGCAGAGGAUAUCAGCUGCUCUGUAUCAUCUGGACCAGGUUGAACAACCACUGAGAUCAAAGAAAGCUGUUUGGCAUAAACUUCUGUCAAAACAACGCAAAAGAGCUGUUGUUGCUUGUUUUAGAAUGGCGCCGUUAUACAACUUACCCAGGCACCGUUCUAUUAACCUCUUCCUCCAUGGCUAUCAGAACUAUUGGAUAGAAACAGAGGAAUAUUCAUUUGAGGAGAAACUAGUUCAGGAUUUGGCUACGUCUCCAAAAAAAGAGGAAGAAGAAGAGGAAGAUACAGAGAAAGAACAACCUGACCCACUUCAUCAGAUUAUCCUCUAUUUUAGUCGCAAUGCUCUCACAGAGAGGAGCAAACUAGAAGAUGAUCCCUUAUAUAUUGCCUAUGCUGCCAUGAUGGCAAAGAGCUGUCAGGAAGAAGAAGAAGAGGAGGAGGAAGACAAAGAGAAGACAUUUGAGGAGAAAGAAAUGGAAAAGCAGAGAACUCUUUAUCAGCAAGCUCGCUUACAUGAUCGUGGAGCUGCUGAGAUGGUCCUUCAGAUGAUCAGUGCAAGCAAAGGUCAUACAGGACCCAUGGUUGUUGAAACACUAAAACUUGGUAUUGCUAUUCUAAAUGGUGGGAAUACAAUAGUUCAACAGAAAAUGCUAGACUACUUGAAGGAGAAAAAGGAUGCUGGAUUCUUUCAAAGUCUUUCUGGUUUGAUGCAGUCCUGCAGUGUUCUUGACUUGAACGCAUUUGAGAGACAAAAUAAAGCAGAAGGCCUGGGAAUGGUUACUGAAGAAGGAACUCUCAUCGUACGUGAGCGUGGUGAAAAAGUGUUGCAGCAUGAUGAAUUUACUCGAGAUCUAUUUAGAUUUUUACAACUGCUCUGUGAAGGGCAUAACAAUGAUUUUCAAAAUUAUCUACGCACUCAGAUGGGCAACACCACAACAGUGAAUAUUAUCAUUAGUACAGUUGACUACCUCUUGCGUCUUCAGGAAUCAAUCAGUGACUUCUAUUGGUACUAUUCAGGAAAAGAGUUUAUUGAUGAAUCAGGACAACGUAACUUCUCUAAAGCUCUGGCUGUCACCAAACAAAUAUUCAAUUCCCUUACCGAAUAUAUACAGGGACCUUGCAUCGGUAACCAACAGAGUCUGGCUCAUAGUAGGCUGUGGGAUGCAGUUGUUGGAUUUCUUCAUGUAUUUGCCAAUAUGCAGAUGAAACUUUCACAGGACUCUGCUCAGAUUGAACUGCUUAAAGAACUGCUAGAUCUGCUAAAGGAUAUGGUUGUGAUGCUGUUGUCAUUACUUGAAGGUAACGUUGUAAAUGGAACAAUUGGAAAACAAAUGGUCGAUACACUUGUAGAAUCAUCUAGCAACGUAGAAUUAAUCUUGAAGUUUUUUGACAUGUUUCUCAAAUUAAAAGAUUUAACUAACUCGGAUGCUUUCAAGGAGCAUGACCCAGAUGGUAAGGGCAUCAUUUCAAAGAAGGAUUUCCAGAAGUCAAUGGAGGCUCAAAAACAAUAUAUACAAUCAGAGAUUGAAUUCCUGUUGUCAUGUACGGAAGCUGAUGAAAAUGAUAUGUUCAACUACAUUGAUUUUGUAGAAAGAUUCCAUGAACCAGCCAAAGAUAUUGGCUUUAAUGUAGCAGUUUUGCUAACAAACCUUUCAGAGCAUAUGCCUAAUGACUCACGCCUUCAGAGCUUACUUGAACCUGCAGAAAGUGUUCUUAAUUACUUUGAACCAUACCUUGGCCGUAUUGAAAUAAUGGGUGGAGCCAAGAAAAUAGAAAGAGUUUACUUUGAAAUCAGUGAAUCUAGUAGAAUGCAGUGGGAAAAGCCACAGGUGAAGGAAUCCAAAAGGCAAUUCAUAUUUGAUGUUGUAAACGAAGGUGGAGAGCAAGAAAAAAUGGAGCUCUUCGUGAACUUCUGUGAAGACACGAUCUUUGAAAUGCAGUUAGCAUCCCAAAUCUCUGAGACUGAUUCAGCUGAGAGACCUGAGGAAGAGGAAGAAGAGCCUUGCUACAUUGUGGAUAUCGGAGAUGAUGAGGAAGAAGAAAAGUCCCUGGAAUCUCCUUCAGCUUUUGCAAUGGCCUGUGCUGCAGUCAAGAAGAACGUCGCCAACUUUUUUAAAAUGGUUACUGUGAAGAACCUAAGGAAACAGUACAGGAAAGUCAGAAAGAUGACAGUAAAAGAGAUGGUGAAAGUGUUUUUCUCUUUUUUCUGGAUUCUAUUUGUAGGGGUGUUCCAACUGUUCUUUACUAUAGUAUGGGGAAUUUUCCAGAUUCUUUGGAGCACCGUAUUUGGGGGUGGACUGGUUGAAGGAGCCAAAAACAUUAAAGUUACUAAAAUACUAGGGGACAUGCCUGACCCAACGCAGUUUGGAAUCCAUGAUGAUGUCACAGAAGCAGAAAAAACUGAAGGUGCUGAGCAUGGCAUUAGAGAUGAACUUGUGCAGUUUGUAAAGGGUGAAAAGGGAGAAGCUGACAUAAUUUCAGAUAUUUUUGGCAUUCCUACUAAGAAAGAAGGUGGCUCAAAACAUGGUCAUGACGCUGGACUUGGAGAUAUUGCAGAAAUACUCGGUUCUGAUAUCCAGUCUUCUCUGGAAAACAAUGUUCGUAAGAAAAAAGGAUUACAGACACCUGAAACUGCAAAAGACGCUGAAGCAGAAAGAAAAGUAGAAGCUGAGAAGGCUGACAUGGAAGAUGGUGAGAAACAGGAUAAAGCAAAGGAAGAACACUCUGAGCAGCAGGAAGAGGGAAAAACAAAGAAAAAGAAGCGAAGGCAUGGACAAAAAAUUGAGAAACCUGUGGCUGUUAUGGCUAAUUUCUUCAAAGCUUUGGAAAUAUAUCAAACAAAAAUGCUUCACUACCUGGCAAGGAACUUUUAUAACUUACGGUUUCUUGCUCUAUUUGUUGCAUUUGCCAUCAACUUUAUUCUGCUAUUUUACAAGGUGACAGAAGAGCCACUUGAUGAAGUGGAGGAAGACUCUAAUCUCUGGAACUCUUUUGAAGAAGAGGAAGAGGAGGAAGGAAUGGUAUUUUUUGUUUUGGAAGAAAGUACAGGUUACAUGGCACCUACUCUCAGAGCACUGGCAGUUAUUCAUACUAUCAUCUCCUUUGUCUGUGUGAUUGGAUACUAUUGCUUAAAGGUCCCUUUGGUUGUAUUCAAGAGAGAAAAGGAGGUAGCUAGGAAGCUGGAAUUUGAUGGAUUAUACAUAACUGAACAACCAUCUGAAGAUGAUAUUAAAGGACAGUGGGAUCGCCUGGUUAUAAACACACCGUCCUUUCCUAACAAUUACUGGGAUAAAUUUGUAAAACGAAAGGUUAUUAACAAGUAUGGAGACUUGUACGGAGCAGAGCGUAUAGCAGAACUUUUGGGUUUGGACAAAAAUGCCCUUGAUUUUAGUCCAGUGGAAGAGAGCGAACCAGAAGCGGCAUCUCUUGUAUCAUGGUUAAGUUCCAUUGAUACAAAGUACCACAUUUGGAAGCUUGGUGUUGUUUUCACUGAUAAUUCAUUUUUGUAUUUGGCUUGGUACACAACUAUGUCUAUCCUUGGACACUACAACAACUUCUUUUUUGCUGCUCAUCUGCUGGACAUCGCUAUGGGUUUCAAGACAUUGCGAACCAUUUUGUCCUCUGUAACUCACAAUGGCAAACAGCUUGUGCUUACUGUAGGACUCCUGGCUGUAGUAGUGUAUCUUUACACUGUUGUGGCAUUCAACUUCUUCCGCAAGUUCUACAAUAAAAGUGAAGAUGAAGAUGAACCAGAUAUGAAAUGUGAUGACAUGAUGACGUGUUACCUAUUCCACAUGUAUGUGGGUGUAAGAGCUGGUGGUGGCAUUGGGGAUGAAAUUGAGGAUCCUGCUGGAGACCCUUAUGAAAUUUAUCGAAUUGUCUUCGACAUCACAUUUUUCUUCUUUGUCAUUGUUAUCCUACUGGCCAUUAUUCAAGGUCUGAUUAUUGACGCUUUUGGUGAAUUAAGAGACCAGCAAGAACAAGUGAGAGAAGAUAUGGAGACCAAAUGCUUUAUUUGUGGAAUUGGCAACGACUAUUUUGACACAACUCCACAUGGCUUUGAAACACAUACUCUGCAGGAACACAACUUGGCAAACUACCUGUUCUUCUUAAUGUACCUCAUAAACAAGGAUGAGACUGAGCAUACUGGCCAGGAGUCAUUUGUGUGGAAGAUGUACCAAGAAAGAUGCUGGGAUUUCUUCCCAGCAGGAGACUGCUUCCGGAAACAGUAUGAGGAUCAACUUGGCU